ACAAAUGCGUAAUGUGAGUUUUAAGAGUCCCCACGAAGUAACUUCAAAACUUCAAAUGCGGAGUAUCUCCUCUCACGAGUUUUUUUUUUUUUUUUGCGAAGUCACUUGUGUCUUCUGACCACUUAUUUGGGGGGGCCCAACCGAACAGUUUAAGCUCCCACUCUUGGUGAGAAUCUCCCUUUCUGUUUAUUCGACUGGCUGAAUUGUAUUCACUGCAGUCUGUGUGCCCGCGAUUUGUCUUGCCUUCUUGUUCGCCUCCGCGUUUUUUUGUCCCUUCGCUUGCGUGGCCCACCACAGCGCGAUUGCCCAUUCAAGAGUUGCGACGCGCAACCGUAUAGACGCAACCGCAUAUACAGGCAACCGCAUAUAUAAGCAACCGUUUAUACAGGCAACCGCAUAUAUAGGCAACCGCUUAUAUACGCCACUGCUGUGCUCCCCUGCCCAAUGAAGCGGACCAACCUGAUCGCGCCCCUCUGCAUGUACCUGCUGCUGGGGAGUUGCCUCCUUUGCCUCUGCGGAAAGGUGCGGAAAAACAAACAAGUUCGAAACUUGCUAAAGUCACUAACCGAGAGGGUAGACACAGAUGACGGGGAGAACGAGUAUGCCAGGCUGACCCAAACACCAGUUGUGAGCAUGAGGUUAUCUAAAGUGAAGUUCAAAACGAGCUUGCAAAAUGUACUUGUGGAGCCAUACACAGAAAGGGUUAAAGAUUUUGUAGCGAAAAAUAAUUAUGAAAUAAGGAUGGAACGGGCACUGUUGGAUGAAAUAAAAAACGCUAAUCAGAAUAUGAACCGAAUUGGAGAUGUCCUUUCUGCACGAGGAGGGAAGCAAGGGAAAACUCGUGACAAUCACAUCAUUAUGAGUAGGUAUUUUCACUACUUAAAAGAUAAGGAUGAAGACUUUGGGCUAAGUUUUUUCCCUGUGUACAAGACGUUUAAAUCGAAUGCUUCCCAUUUUGGAGACAAUUUGAGCAGUUCUUUAUACCCACAUGAGCUGCUACAAAUGGGUUCCAUGUCAAGUGAAAGUUUUUUAAAAAAUUCACCUAAGCGGAUUUCCUUCCCAGAAAGGGGGGACUCCUAAGGGGGGGCUGUCCAACGUGGGACGAUCGCUUCUUCUUUUUUUUUUCUACCCAUUGGCGAUGCAGCUACACGCAGGAGGGGUGUCCCCUUUUGAGAUACCUUCCCAUAAGUGCAGGGGACGAUACAGCGUUGCGCUUCUAUCCGUGCGAGGUCAAAAAGGGGGAAGAAUAUUUUGUGAAGAUUUUGCUGCGUUCAUGUGAUGUUCAAUUUGAGUGCCCCUCUGCGAAGCUGCGUCCCCUUUGGUGUAGAUUUCCACUUUUCAUUCUCCCAGGAGUGGAAGUUUCCAGGGGGAAAGGGAUACGCUAGAGCGUAGUGCACGUGUGCAGAUCGACAAGCUCUACACGCGAACGCUUUUUCACUUGAAAAGAUGUGUAACUU
Molecule: messenger RNA, 1457 nt
Organism: Plasmodium vivax (malaria parasite P. vivax)
Lineage: Eukaryota; Apicomplexa; Aconoidasida; Haemosporida; Plasmodiidae
Exons: 1
Coding region: 445-1080 (211 amino acids)
Source: RefSeq, a predicted model, not a curated record